Phalaenopsis equestris is the source of this 2261-nucleotide messenger RNA. RefSeq names its product glucan endo-1,3-beta-glucosidase 3-like. The record is from RefSeq and is a predicted model, not a curated record. Gene Ontology annotation, cellular component: plasma membrane. Lineage: Eukaryota; Viridiplantae; Streptophyta; Magnoliopsida; Asparagales; Orchidaceae. Bases 426 to 1919 code for a protein of 497 amino acids. Gene Ontology annotation, molecular function: hydrolase activity, hydrolyzing O-glycosyl compounds. The transcript is spliced from 4 exons. Gene Ontology annotation, biological process: carbohydrate metabolic process.
CCAUCUCCAUGUCGGCUUUAUUGUUUGCCCUGCCCUCGCACAACUUCAAAAGAAAUAGAGCGAAAGGAAAGGGGAUAAGUAAAGGUCUGCUAAGAGUUCUGUACUUUCUCCUCCUGUUCUGUUUAGCUUCCGAUUUCAGCUCUAUUUUUCUUCCGAUUGCUUCCGACGAAGUGAGAUUUGAGUGGAUUCCGGCGGCUAAGAGUUAUCUUAUUCUUCCCCCUCCCCCUCCUCGGCCGUUUAGCCACCGAUUUCCGCUCUAUUUUUCUUCCGAUUGCUUCCGAUUGCUUCCGAUGAAGUGAGGCUUGAACGGAUUCAGGCGGUUUCAGCAAGCGUAUUCUGCAGCUUCAUUCCAUUCCACCAGGUCUUCAGCUUGGAAGACGGAGAGGGAAAGGCGCGUGCGUCUCUUUGAGGAGAGGAAGGAAUCCAUGGGGGCUUCUUUUCUGCUGCUUCUGCUAGCUUUCUCAGUAGCUUUCGCCGACGAAGGUGCCUUCAUCGGCGUGAAUAUCGGCACCUCCCUCUCCUCCAUGCCAUCCCCUACCCAGGUGGUGGCGCUGCUCAAAUCCCAACAAAUCCACCAUAUCCGCCUCUACGAUGCAGAUCCCGCCAUGCUCGCCGCUCUCUCCAACUCCAACAUUCGCGUCACCAUCUCCGUCCCCAACGACCAGAUCCUCGCCGUCGGCCAAUCAAACUCCACCGCCGCCAACUGGAUCACCCGCAACGUCAUCGCGCACCUCCCCUCCGUCAACAUCACCUCAGUCGCCGUUGGCUCUGAGAUCCUCACCUCCCUCCCUCACGCAGCCCCAGUUCUCUUCUCCGCUCUCCGCUUCAUGCACUCCGCACUCGUCGCCGCCAAUCUCGAUCGUCAGAUAAAGGUCUCCACUCCCCAUUCCUCCUCUAUUAUACUCGAUUCGUUCCCCCCUUCGCAGGCCUUCUUCAAUCGCACAUGGGAACCUAUUCUCAGUCCCAUUCUGAAAUUCCUCCAAUCCACCGAUUCCUAUUUCAUGCUCAAUGUCUAUCCUUACUACGACUACUUGCAAUCCAAUGGUGUAGUUCCGCUAGAUUAUGCCUUGUUUCGCCCGCUGCCUCCCAACAAAGAGGCCGUAGAUGCCAACACUCUGCUUCACUACACCAACGUCUUUGAUGCUGUGGUCGAUGCUGCUUAUUUCGCCAUGGCUUAUCUCAACGUGACGAAUCUUCCAGUUGUGGUCAUGGAAUCAGGUUGGCCUCACAAGGGUGAUGCGAAUGAGGCCGAUGCUACAAUCGACAACGCCAACACCUACAACAGCAACCUCAUCCGCCAUGUCCUGAACAAUACAGGUACGCCGAAGCAUCCCGGUAUUCCAGUGAGCACUUUCAUCUACGAGCUGUAUGAUGAGGAUGAAAGGCCGGGGGCCAUGUCGGAGAAGUUUUGGGGGUUGUUUAAUGGUGAUGGAGUGCCGGCGUAUACGUUGCACCUGACUGGAUCUGGGCUUGUGCUGGCUAAUGAUACCACGAAUGAGACCUACUGUAUCGCCAAGGAUGGGGCUGAUGAGAAGAUGUUGCAGGCUGCACUUGAUUGGGCGUGUGGACAGGGGAAGGUGGACUGCUCGGUGUUGCAGCAGGGGCAACCAUGUUCUGAUCCGGAUACAGUGAAUGAGCACGCGAGCUAUGCAUUUAAUGCUUAUUAUCAUAAGAUGGGGAUGACUGCUGGGAGCUGUUAUUUCAAUGGGGUUGCGGUUGUUACCACUACGGAUCCAAGUCACGAUACUUGCAAGUUUCCAGGAAGCAAUGGAAAAAAUGGGACCUUUGGGAAUGGCACAUCUUUGGCUCCUUCCACAAACUCUUCAGCUGACAGCAGCAGUAAUGCUCACCUGGAUUAUGGCAGGGAAGCCAUCUUUCAAUUUAUUGGAGUUCUCCUAUCAAACCUUCUCCUCUUGUAGAACUCAUCUCAUCCCUGCUUAAUUUUGCCGGAGAAUUGCCGCUUGCUCAAAUUUUGUAAGUUCAGGAAUUACGGGGGGUGUUUUUGCCUAUUUUCGUGGAAGCACUGGGCUUUCUCUGCACCUAUUCCCCCCUUUUUUUUUCUUAAUUUGUUUUGUUUUAUUUUCAGUAGGUGCAGAUAUUGUACAAUGCCGAGCCGAGUGCUUGUAAACUUUUAGGACUGGACUUCGCUGCUAUUAUAUUUUUAUUUGUAUUCGUGCCAUUUUAGCACAAGAUUCAUCUUUUGCUCGGGCUUCUUUGUUCGGAUAUAUAUACAGAGAGAGAGAGAGGGAGAGAGAGAGAGA